Messenger RNA from Necator americanus (New World hookworm), 1686 nucleotides. RefSeq lists its product as uncharacterized. The record is from RefSeq and is a predicted model, not a curated record. NCBI's taxonomy places the organism in Eukaryota, Metazoa, Nematoda, Chromadorea, Rhabditida, Ancylostomatidae. The transcript has 9 exons. The coding region runs from base 1 to 1686 and encodes 561 amino acids.
AUGCAAAUCCUUCUAACGCUGUCGCUAUGUGCUCUAACUAUGGCAUGUGUCCACAAAAACGAGAAAUACAAGGACGGGGACACGUGGGUAGUACGAUCAACAUUUGUGAUGAGAUGCAAAAUAAAUGCAGAUGGAUCGUGGUACACGAAAGUGAUCGGAUGUAAAACACUCCAUGGAGAUAUUGUUGAUAUUGGAAAAGUUUUAACACAAGGAGAUACUACAUACGAAUGUACGGUGAUGAGAGACGGUCGCGUCGAGAUCAAGAGGACAUAUAAGAAGAGUAAACAACAAACAAGUUGCGAAGGUCACAAUAUCGGAGAUUCAUGGGUUACACAGCAGAACUUCCGUAAAACCUGCACAGAGGAUGGUGCCCGCAUCACUGAAUGCCUAACGGACGCCGGAAUCCCCGUCGGGCUCAACCAACAUUUAGUGCUGUCGGGGAUUGUAUACACGUGCACCCAAUACCCAAACGGAACAGUGAUAAUAAACAGAGAAGGUCUUCCUACGCCAAGCAAUUUCAAGGAUAAUCUUCUACCAUCUGAAAUGGAAUUGAAUCGAAAAGAAGUUGCUCCAUCAACGCUCCGAUCAGAACACAGCAGCACUAAAGAACAGCCGCCUGUGAAAUGUGUCAGCGGCGGUAAGGUCUACAAUCCGGAGGACACGUGGAUUUCUGAGAACCAAUUUACCAAGAAAUGCACAUCUGAUGGAUCUGUGAUCAUCCUGAACUGUUUGAUAGAUGAUAAGGUGACGAUUAAUGUGGACACGGAGCUGAAAGUCGGACGAAAUAUGUUAUUAAUUUGGGCUGCUGUAAUCGGACUCGUGGCCGCAGGUGGUUACGAUACCCAACAGGGAGGUUACGAAGCUGCGGAACGCAAUCAGCCAGCACCGUAUCCACCAGUGUCUGCUGGAAAUGGUAAUCAGCAAGCCUACAAUUCUGAUGGUGGUAAAGCUGACGACAGUUUCCUUUCCAAUAUCAAGAAUAACAACAUCUUCCUUGGUACUGGCCCAAUUCUUAGCGCUCUUAGCCCACAAACGGUAGAACAAUCCGAUGCACCAAGAGGUUAUAAGCAAGGAGGCGGAAAAGGAUACGGAGGAAAGCCUUCUGGGGGACAUGGAAAACCUGGCGGCGGCUAUGGAGGACGACCUUCAUACCCAGGGCCUUCUCGUCCAUCGUAUCCGUCGCCUUCUCCUCCUUCGUAUCCAUCACCUUCUCCUCCUUCGUAUCCAUCACCUUCUCCACCCUCAUAUCCAGCUCCUUCUCCACCUUCAUACCCAGCUCCUUCUCCACCUUCAUAUCCAGCUCCUUCUCCACCUUCAUACCCAGCGCCUUCUCCACCUUCAUACCCAGCGCCUUCUCCACCUUCAUAUCCAGCUCCUUCUCCACCUUCAUACCCGGCUCCUUCUCCACCUUCAUAUCCGGCACCUUCUCCACCCUCAUAUCCGGCACCUUCGCCACCCUCAUACCCGGCUCCUUCUCCACCUUCAUACCCAGGGCCUUCUCCUCCCUCAUAUGAUAAACCAAGAACGUACCCUCAACCACCUCAACCAUAUGGUGGCAAGCAAGACGUCAACGGAUGCUACCAACAAGGCGAAAAAGCUCAUCCAGCACCCUAUGUUUCGGCCGGAGGCGGUGACGGUCUCGCUUACACGAACUCUCGCAGAUUCCGAGCAGCUCGCCGUAUCUAA